UAAGCGUGUCCACUGAAAAGCCAGAUUUAACUUUUGUAAUACACGUAUGUACAAAUAUUUAAAGAAAUAAUUCACAAUAAUUAUUCGCUGUCAAACAAGCCAUUAAAAUGUCACGCAUACGAAUACCGGUUGUAUGUGUGUGGCAAGCCAAACUUUACGUAUUUUGUUACUUUUGUAAAAGGGCAGUCUUACUCUCUGGCUUGAAUCGUUUUUGUUGUUACCACAUCCAAAUGUAGUGGCACACUUCGGUAACGCUAACUAAACUAUGAUGUGUAUGAAUUGUUUAUUAAGCUACUAGCCUUAACUUUUGGCUUGUAAAAGUCAAAAGUUUUGAAUCCAACUAUACACGUAUUCGGUAUGUGUACACAAUGAAUGAAACGACCGCGCACCAACUGCCCGAACACAACUUGUUGGUCUUCUCUCGGUCAGUUUUAAGUUAACGUUAGCCUCCUGCCCGUCGUCGAGCAUGAAUUUGUACCACGUUUUGGAGCUGGUGGGAGAGGGUUCGUUUGGUCGAGUUUACAAGGGAAGGAAAAGAUUUACGGGCCAAGUGGUGGCACUUAAGUUCAUGCCAAAGGUGGGUCGUUCUGAAAAGGAACUGCGAAGUCUCAAGAGGGAGAUUGAGAUAAUGAGGGGUCUUCAACAUCCAAAUAUUGUCCAACUCUAUGACAGCUUUGAGACUGAAACCGAGGUUGUGGUUGUAACUGAAUAUGCAGAGGGUCAAUUAUUCCAGAUUCUUGAGGAUGAUGGGAGCUUACCAGAGAGCCAGGUCAGAGAGAUUGCCUGCCAGCUGGUAUCGGCUCUGUAUUAUUUGCACUCCCAUCGUAUUCUUCAUCGUGACAUGAAACCACAAAAUAUACUGUUGGGGAAAAGUGGGGUGGUGCAACUGUGUGACUUUGGGUUUGCUAGGGCCAUGAGCGUCUCCACUUUAGUGCUGACUUCUAUCAAGGGAACACCACUGUACAUGUCUCCUGAGCUGGUGGAGGAGAAGCCAUAUGACCACACUGCUGAUCUCUGGUCUCUGGGCUGCAUCCUUUAUGAACUCCACACGGGGGCGCCUCCGUUCUACACUAACUCCAUCUUCCACCUGGUACAGCUUAUAGUGAGAGAUCCGGUCAAAUGGCCGGACACUAUGAGCGACACCUGCACGAGUUUCCUGAAAGGUUUGUUGACCAAAGACCCACUAAAGCGCUUGUCAUGGCCAGACCUCCUGCACCAUCCUUUUGUUGCUGAUGGUGUUCUAGUGCUGUCAGACGCGAGUGUUUUCAGCCCUCUGACAGUCACACCCAGCCCAGACGUGCUGGCACUGAAACUUCAGCAAGUGGCGGCAAAGACCGUGCCGACUUCUGGAGGGAGCAGAUUAUUGCGAAAGGCCAGGGAACAGAAGGACACCAGCGACAGAGUGAAACCAGCAGGCAGUAAUGGUGUGAAAAAAAAGAAGGAUGGGGUGGGAAAUGAAAAGGCCAACUCUGCAACAGCAUCUGCAUCUCCUAGAGCCAAUCCCCCCUCCAGUGAUGUCAUGACAGCUGCCAGUCAAAGCUUCAACCCGAAAAAUCAAGUCUGCGUGACAUCAAAAGACAGGGGUCAGAUCAGCAGGGACUAUGAACAGGAAUUCCCCUCCAUUGAGGUUGGACCACGAAUAGUGUGGAGAUACAGGCAGGUCAGUGAUGUUGACAGUGAGGAUUAUUGGGAGAAACUGGCCAAAGAAUCAGAUCCAAGCGGGCAGCAGAAAGAACCAUUAAACCUCAGUGUCAUCAUACCUCAACUUAAGUCAAAAAUCCUGGCAUUUAAAGCGCAGCUGACAGGUGGUGUGGUUAAAGAUGCGUGGCAGAUUCUCCAGCCGCUGAAGGUCUUGCGCAACCUGAUUCUGACCUCUGACUUUCAGAAGUCGUAUGACAUUGGCCAGGAACUUGGACUCCCACACGCCCUCUUUGAUCUAGUCCAUGAUACCGUCAAAACCUCACUUUUCAUUAAGCAACCAUGGAGUGUGGCAGCACUUGGAGAAAUUAUUACUGUGCUCAGAAUCUACUGGGAGAAACACAGUGAUUGGGUGGAAGAAGAGCAUAGACUGGAAGAGUUCACCAAGCCCUUCAUCAUAAUUCUCUGUCAAACAAAUCUCAUUCCUUUGGCACCUCUGGCUGCCUCUGUUCUGUCUCUGUUUACACAACACGAUGUUGACGUCGAAGUUAGUGUGGACAAUUUAACCUCCUUGAUGAAAAACCUGCUUUUGGAUUCAUAUGAGCCUCAGGUUCCUCUUCUCUCUGGAUGGGGAGUCUGUGAUGGACUCCUGUCUUUAUUCCUACACAAGCUCUCUGAGCAUGAACCUUCAUGUUUAGACCCAGCAAUGUCUCUGGAUCUUUGGAAAAGAAUUGGUGCUUCACUAGCAAAGACAACACCAGACUCAGACUUCUGCUCUGCGAAUGGGUUGUAUUCCCUUCUGUCCAUUGUGCUGUUUGCCUUCACCAAGGAUCCAUACUCAUGCAUCCCUCUGUUUACAGAGUGCAAAUCAAAAUGUGUGUACACACUUGGCCAGCUGCUGGGCACUGACUGUCUUCAUUUGUUUGCUGCAGGCAGUCCUGAGAGACUCGAGGUGGAUGUGAGUCACGACAGCGUGUCUGCAUUGAGCUGCCACUUGUUGUGCUUUCCGUUUGCCCUGGACCUGCCUUCACACACAUUGUCCACAAUCUUACAGUUGUAUGACAGUUGUGGUGUUGUGGCGAGCCUCAUGCAGGUAAUUCAAACUUUUCCUCCCCCGUUACUGGAGCUGCCUCUCUCCCUGCUGAGCCGUUUGCUCCUGUGCGACCCCGAGGGUUCCUGUUCACACCUCAGAAAAGCCCCUUGUGGUUUUUUCGCACCACCCAGAAACAGCCAGACUCCACAGACCAGAACCGCCAGCUCUCUGCUGUCCAAGUUGCUGCAGCUAGACAUGUUGUGGGAUUCUGCCGUGGAGCUCCUAAAUGUUAUGUCCCAGUUAUCCCGUUGUUCCCCACGGCAUUCCCAACUUCAGCUUCACCUGGAAGCUUCAGUGCUGCAACAGGUGCUGACUCACUCUCACGACCAGAUCAGGGCUGCUGCAUGCAGACUUUUGGGUAAUUUAGAUCCAUUCAGGCCUCCUACGCAACAUACCCUGCAACCUGACAUUUUCAAAAACUUGAUAGACUGUCUCCAUGAUUCUAACAUGCCUGUCCGGAGGAUGGCUUGCAGGGCAGUCGGGAACUGGCUGGGAUAUUUUGCAGCAGGGGCAGGGUUUGAAACAGGUAGGUCCAAUGGAAAGGGCAGUGACACUACAGGGUGGGGCAAAGAGAAAGAACAAAAUAAACACAAGUGUUCACACACUGAGACGGCAGGAGAUUUGGCUACUAUAGUAGAACGGGGAGAGGACAAUGAGCAGGGGUGGAUACAGGAGGCCAGGAGGACAGUAGCAAUGCUGGCAUCUCUGAUCACUGACCCCGACGCCCUCACACGUCGCCACUGUUGUGCAGCCCUGGGAAACCUGGUAAAUGUUGACGGUGCUGUGUCCUUAUUGUUGGAGGAAGACGUGUCCGACUUACUUCUGAGAGCUGCGUGCACAGACUCCCACAAUGCAGUGAGACGAGCUGCCAUAGAAACCCUGUGCCUGUACAGCAGACAGGACGUAAUACGUCAGGUCCUGAAAUCCCUCGAUGCCAGUGAGAAACUUCUAGAGGCUUCGCAACGUGCGCCUCCACAGUGUGACUAUCAUCAGCUCAUUGGACAGCUGUGUGAGGAGUGAUGGGAGGUUUAAAUGCCAGGUGGAUUUAAUUCUUAUCACAUCUUACUUUGUUGUACUGCUUCCAAGUGUCUUAAACAGUGUGGUUGUCGACUACAGCCAAUAACCAUAUUCUCUAUUUUUUUGUUUGUCUUUGAUGUAAGAUUAGUUGAGGCUAACACAUGGAAUGAAAAUGUUGAAAAUAAAAAUUGGCUUUUUCUUAAUGAAUAUCUUGGCUGCAUAUUGUGUUUGUUUGCGUUAAAAUAAAAGAGUCUGUAGUUACACGAUGU
Scatophagus argus is the source of this 4017-nucleotide messenger RNA. RefSeq names its product serine/threonine kinase 36 (fused homolog, Drosophila) (gene stk36). The transcript is spliced from 20 exons. Bases 467 to 3751 code for a protein of 1094 amino acids. Gene Ontology annotation, molecular function: ATP binding; protein kinase activity. Lineage: Eukaryota; Metazoa; Chordata; Actinopteri; Scatophagidae. Gene Ontology annotation, cellular component: cytoplasm. The record is from RefSeq and is a predicted model, not a curated record. Gene Ontology annotation, biological process: protein phosphorylation.